AUGGCAGUGCAAGCGAAGAACCGGAACAUCACACCUGCUGUAGGCUUUGAUGACAUACCAGGUCAACUGCCUGAAGGGACCAUCCCAGAAGAUGUCGACUACAACUUCGUCGCAGAAGACGCUAUUGAGCAGCUAAACAACAUAAGGCCGGACAACUUCACCAACAAUGCUAUUUGGAGGGACCUUCUUGCCCUGACACAUACUCUGCGAACAUUUAACAGCAAAGAUUCGGUCUACUCUACCUUCCAAGCGUUAUGCCAGGAGAAGAGAGUCUCACGGAUCUGGAUGUUGAGGACGUGGCUUGAGUCUUUCCAAGGACAUGGACACCCGGAUGAGGCUCAGGCUGGCAUAACUUCUCAAAAAGACGACAUACUUGGAGCCGCCAUCAUCGGUGGCGGACAAGCUGGUCUCGCGGUUGCUGGUCGUCUCCAAGCUCUUGGUGUAAGCUACAUUGUCUUCGAGAAGAAUGCCCGAGUCGGAGACAUCUGGCGGAAACGAUAUGAUAGCCUGAGGGUGCAUACUCCAAGAGAAUACGGGCCACUACCACUAGGAUGGCGUUUCCCAGGAGAGGAAGAUAUCAUGCUUCCCGCGAAAAGGAUGGGUGAUGGCCAUGAGGCGUGGGCGGAAGAACAUGCCGUCAACAUUCAGACUGGUACUGAAGUGAUAGAGGCCAGAUGCAAAGAGAUCGAGAGUGUUUGGACUAUCAGAACGAAAAGCGUACAUGGUGAAAACAUCUUCAAAGCCAAAAACCUCGUCCUCGCCAUCGGUCCAGGCCUAACACAACCGGUGUCUCCUUUCUGGGCAAGUCCAUCCAACAUCGCCGCCAGCGGCUUCAAAGGUGACAUCUUCCACGCUUCUGGAUGGAAAUCCGCCAAACCGUGGUUCGGCAAACGGGGCAUCGUCAUUGGCGUUGCCAACACAGGACACGACAUCGGCGAGGACAUGGCCAACGCUGGGAUGGACACGACAAUGGUGCAGCGAGGCCCGACGUUCGUGUUGCCUGUUGAAUGGCUGCAUGCAGCUUUUGCGCCUGACUAUAACCUCGAUAAGGAGACGAAAAUUGCGGAUCAGGAGCAAGUAACGAUUCCAAAUAAGAUCGCGAGGAAUAUGACGAAUAUGAUGGUCCAGGGCCUGAUCAAAACUCACUCCGCCCGCUUCGACGCCUUGGAAGAUGUUGGCUUUAAAGUUGACCGCGAGGGCGAUCUCUUCUCUUGUCUCUUUGAGCGGUUCGGCGGCCAUUACAUCGAUCACGGGGGUUCAGCCAGAAUCGCUAAAGGGGACAUAAAAGUCCAGUCUAAACCUGUGAAAGGUCUGUAUGCAGAAGGACUGGAGUUUGAAGAUGGUUCGAGAAUUCCUGCGGAUUUGAUCGUGCUGGCUACCGGGUUUAGUCAUGAUUUCAGAGCGCAGGCAGGAAAGAUUAUAGGCACAGAGGCAGCGGGGAAGAUGGAUGAGUUUGGCGGGUUGGAUAAAGAAGGCGAGAUGAGGGGGUUUGCUAGGCCGAGUGGUCAUCCCAACUUGUAUUACCACGGCUUUGAGGUAAGGGCCAGUCGCUAUUGUUCGAGGUUCAUUGGGCUUGCGAUUCAGGCCGAUGUCUUGGGCCGUCCAUUGAAGCCGUACUUGAAUUGA
Molecule: messenger RNA, 1626 nt
Organism: Zasmidium cellare ATCC 36951
Lineage: Eukaryota; Fungi; Ascomycota; Dothideomycetes; Mycosphaerellales; Mycosphaerellaceae
Exons: 3
Coding region: 1-1626 (541 amino acids)
Molecular function (GO): flavin adenine dinucleotide binding; monooxygenase activity
Source: RefSeq, a predicted model, not a curated record